AUGUGUCAACAUCAGUCAUCAGCGGUUGUAGACGUGAACACCAACUCCAACUUCAAGCAGGUCGUCACAAAACAUACCAAAAUUUAUGUGACAAUCGACUUCGAGCGAACUGUGCUCAUCGGGUCAACAAUCAUUACUUUCGAAUCAAGACUAGCGAGUCUGACUGAAAUCAUCCUUGAUACCAGCUACUUAAUCGUGAGACAAGCUGCUAUCAAUGGCACCCGAGUUUCUUGGGACUUGAAAGCCCCUGAAAACGCCAACGGCAGCCCCCUUCAUAUCUACCUCGAUCGCGCCUACGAAUAUGGAGAGUCUUUCGAACUUGCCAUUGACUUCGAAACAACAACGGAAACAACUGGUCUUCAGUGGUUUAAGGCUUCGCAAACAGAUGAUAAGAAAUAUCCAUUCAUGUUUUCGCAGGGAGAGCCAGUCCACGCACGCUCCAUGUUCCCAUGCCAGGACACUCCAUCUAUCAAGACAACUUUCGACAUGACUAUUCGGUCCAUCUUACCAGUUGUCGCGAGUGGUAUUCCUGAAAAUGACCUAGUCUUCCCUCCCGUCCAGGAGCCCCUAGAGCUCAAGACCUACAAGUUCAAACAGGAGAUUCCAAUCUCCAAUUAUCUGUUCGCGGUGGCUAGCGGGAAUCUUGCGGGAGAGAAGAUUGGUCCUAAGAGCUAUGUUUACUGUGCGCCUGGCGAUCUCGAGGCCUGCAAGGCAGAGUUCAAACCCGAUUUGCAAGCCAUUAUUAAAUCUGCGGAGAACCUCAUCUUCGAGUAUCCAUGGCCGCUUUACAAUCUCGUUGUCCUGCCAAAGUCGUUUCACUUAGGAGGCAUGGAAAACCCAGUCUUCAACUUCUACAGCGCUACUGUUGUCUCGGGCGACCGUGAGAACAUUGGAGUCGUGACCCACGAGUUCGCUCACAGCUACAGCGGAAACCUUGUCACUAAUGACGCUUGGGAGCACUUCUGGUUGAACGAAGGAUGGACGGUCUACAUAGAGCGUUGCAUCCUGCGAGACCUCCGCGGGGAAGAGGCAGUCCAGCUUGAAGCCAUCGUAGGAUGGCAAGAUCUGCUCUACAACAUUGAUGCUUAUGGCGGGAACGAAAGCGUCUUCACAAGUCUCGUUCUAGAAUUUCAAGGAAAGAGGCCUGACGACAUCAUGUCGAAGAUCUCCUACGAGAAAGGCUACACCUUUUUGUGUUUUCUGGAGCAGCAGGUGGGGAGGGAGAAGUGGCACAAAUUUGUUCCUCACUACUUCAAGGCUUUCUUUGGCAAGAGCGUCAACUCUGAGCAAUUCAAGAGGUGCGUUCUGGAGUUCUUCUCUCAGGACGUCCACGCCGCAGCUGCCCUUCACGCAGUUGACUGGGAAACCUGGUAUCACAAGCCCGGUGCACCGCCAAAGCCUAUCUUUGACUCCAGCCUCUACAGAGAUUGCAUUGAAUUAUGCGACAAGUGGAAGAUGCUUAGUUCGAACGAAAGCGCCUUUACCCCCUCGUCUAAGGAUGUUGAGGGCUGGACGGUUGGACAAUUAUUAGUCUUUCUCGACCUUCUGACUGAAAGUUCCAGUGCUAUCCCCAAACAGUUCAGCCACGCACUGGGUUCACAGUAUGGUUUACUAUCCUCAGGGAAUCUGGAGGUAGUUAGCCGCUACCUCCGUGUUGCACUGCGAGCAGGCGACGAAAGUGUCUUGAAGCAGACCGAAGAGGUUCUUAGCCAGACCGGCCGUAUGAAAUUCGUCAAGCCACUGUAA
Messenger RNA from Colletotrichum siamense, 1746 nucleotides. Its product is annotated as Leucine aminopeptidase 2. Gene Ontology annotation, biological process: proteolysis. Gene Ontology annotation, molecular function: aminopeptidase activity; epoxide hydrolase activity; zinc ion binding. The coding region runs from base 1 to 1746 and encodes 581 amino acids. The transcript has 6 exons. Lineage: Eukaryota; Fungi; Ascomycota; Sordariomycetes; Glomerellales; Glomerellaceae. Gene Ontology annotation, cellular component: cytosol. The record is from RefSeq and is a predicted model, not a curated record.